AUGCAAGAGAACGUGUCCAGUGAGGCACCCACCGCAGAAUCUCCUAGCCCAUCGCCCACUAGCCCAUCGCCCAUUCACCUGUUAACUUCAACUACACAUAACCAACAUUAUCCAGUAUCAGGUAUUACCGUCAGAACAAAUAAUAUGUCUUUCAAUGAAACGUCUGUCACUCCUGAAGUUCCCAGCACCUCAAGAGCAAGAAUUGAACACCCUUUUAAUGAACCAGUGACAAUCGCCAUUGUUUUGGGAGUGAUCGUUGGUAUUGUUGGAACUAUUCUUCUCAUUUAUUACUUAAUCAGUCUAAUAACAAAGAAAAGCUCAGUUGACAUACACCCUCCCAAGGAUGAAGACACGGAUGUGCCGCUAAGUUCCAUUGAGCAGAGCGUUAUUCAAGAAGAGCAUGCCAGUGUCUGAAAGGCCUCAGAGAACACAAGACUACAGUCAAUGGAAAAAGUAGUAGAAAUCAGACAUACCAGUACACUGUGUACCUUCCUGAGCUGUGCAUUAUAAGAGAAAAUGUCACCAUUGAAAGCUUCAG
Molecule: messenger RNA, 538 nt
Organism: Microtus oregoni (creeping vole)
Lineage: Eukaryota; Metazoa; Chordata; Mammalia; Rodentia; Cricetidae
Gene: Gypa
Product: glycophorin A (MNS blood group)
Exons: 7
Coding region: 1-414 (137 amino acids)
Cellular component (GO): membrane
Source: RefSeq, a predicted model, not a curated record